This is a messenger RNA of Phytophthora nicotianae INRA-310, 1152 nucleotides long. RefSeq lists its product as hypothetical. Gene Ontology annotation, biological process: regulation of transcription by RNA polymerase II. The transcript is spliced from 5 exons. Lineage: Eukaryota; Oomycota; Peronosporomycetes; Peronosporales; Peronosporaceae. The record is from RefSeq and is a predicted model, not a curated record. Gene Ontology annotation, cellular component: SWI/SNF complex; nucleus. Bases 1 to 1152 code for a protein of 383 amino acids.
AUGAAAGGGCUGCCAUCAGAACUCCUCCAUGGCGAGUGGCAAUGUCAGCGCGAAAUCGAUCUGCUGAAGCGCACACUGGUCGCACAUCAGCAACUCACUUCGCGUCUACAAGCCAUGGCGCGUGAGCUGCGUGGAGAGCGCUACUAUCCGCUGCAGACGGAGACCAAACAGCUACGUGUGCGCGUGUAUCACACGUACAUCCCACCCGUAGAGGCCGCAGAGAACACACCGGCAACGCCUGGCAGGUGGACGCUCAAGAUCGAAGGCAUCGACGCAGCAGCAGGCGAACCUACAAUCGUGAAAUUCUCGAGCUACUUCAGGAAGGCGUCCAUCGAGCUGGACCCGCAUCUGUACUCGGACCACGUGAUUGAGUGGACAAGCUUUCAAAAGACGAGUCAUGACGUGGACGGGAUUGAAGUGUCGCGGACUGGAAGCACGGCCCACACAGUGAAAAUCAAGCUGCUACCAGCCCAAACGCCUGAGCGGUUCACCAUUUCGCCUGAGUUGGAAGCAGCAAUUGGUCAAUACUUGGGUCCCGCCAAAGCAUACACCAAGCAGGAUAUCGUGCUGGCCAUGUGGGAAUACAUCAAGCUGCGCAACCUCAUCAAGGCGGACGACUGCCGGGUGGUUCAGUGCGAUGACAGGCUGUUGAAGGUGCUCAACUGCGUGUCGUUGCCCUUCACGUCGAUUGUCGUGGCACUCAAGCAGCAUCUGACGCCUAUCAACCGUAUCAAUCUCGAGUACACACUGAGUCUGUCGACAGCCUGUGAAUCCGAACUACUGGAUGAAAAGUUCUUCGAUAUCUCCGUAGCAGCAACGUCCGAGCUUGAUAAAUCUCGUGCUCAUGCACUGAAGGAGUGCGAGGAACUUCAACAAGACCAGAAAAAGGAGCUGACGUUGCUUAAAGAACAGGAAUUGGACAUUCUAGAGCGUCUGCAAAUGUACACGAGGAAGAAAGAAUGGAUGACCCAGUUUGCUGAAGAUCCGUGCGGCUUCAUGGCAGACGUCAAGAAGUCUCAGCUCGCUGACGAGGAGAUUUUAGCCGCCGAAACCGGGCUAGAUGAGUUCAACAUCCCACGUCCCCAGCAGUUCACACAGCCGUGGGUUCGCGAGGUAGUUGGAGAGCUGCUCACGACACGCCCCACUAACUAA